Hyposmocoma kahamanoa is the source of this 806-nucleotide messenger RNA. Its product is annotated as troponin C-like. The coding region runs from base 124 to 573 and encodes 149 amino acids. Gene Ontology annotation, molecular function: enzyme regulator activity; calcium ion binding. The transcript is spliced from 5 exons. The record is from RefSeq and is a predicted model, not a curated record. Lineage: Eukaryota; Metazoa; Arthropoda; Insecta; Lepidoptera; Cosmopterigidae.
GCAUUGAACUAUCCUAAUCUCAUUGCACCCCGUCGAACGAUCAGUGCCAGUCCUUAAAUUGUCAUUGCAGCACACUAUCGCUCCAAAUUACGUAUCGCCGCAAAUUUUUCGUGAAAUAUUGACAUGAACCCACAAAUUAAUAUUGACAUGCUCCGCAAAGCCUUUGAUGGCUUCGACCACAACCGCUCAGGCAGCAUCCCGUGCGACUUCGUCGCCGACAUUCUCCGGAUGAUGGGGCAACCCUUCAACAAAAAGAUCCUUGAGGAGCUCAUUGAGGAAGUCGAUGCCGAUAAGUCUGGUCGUCUCGAGUUCCCUGAAUUCGUGACGCUGGCCGCCAAGUUCAUCGUAGAGGAGGAUGCGGAAGCCAUGCAAAAGGAACUUAGGGAAGCAUUCAGAUUGUAUGACAAGGAAGGCAAUGGUUACAUUCCCACGUCGAGCUUGCGUGAAAUCCUCCGCGAGUUGGAUGAGCAGCUCACCGAAGAAGAGCUCGACGGCCUAAUUCAGGAGAUCGACACUGACGGCAGCGGUACCGUCGACUUUGAUGAGUUCAUGGAGAUGAUGACCGGAGAAUAAACAUCUGUUUGUACUCUUCUACUAAUUUUAAGGAAUCUCUACUUUGGUACUUCAACCUUUCGAGUCUUGGAAACAUUGGACAAUAUGACUCUAACAUUAAGACGAAAUGAAUCUAUAUCAUUGAUAAAACAUAAGAGUAUUAUGUAUGUAUUGUACAAAUAAUAUCGUUCUUGUUUAAUUGAUGUGUGUGAUUGAGUAAUGUUUAUACUUUAUUAAUAAAUCUUUUACUCUAC